This is a messenger RNA of Hermetia illucens (black soldier fly), 1419 nucleotides long. Its product is annotated as odorant receptor 63a-like. Gene Ontology annotation, molecular function: odorant binding; olfactory receptor activity. The record is from RefSeq and is a predicted model, not a curated record. Gene Ontology annotation, biological process: sensory perception of smell; detection of chemical stimulus involved in sensory perception of smell. Gene Ontology annotation, cellular component: plasma membrane. Bases 47 to 1288 code for a protein of 413 amino acids. The transcript has 10 exons. Lineage: Eukaryota; Metazoa; Arthropoda; Insecta; Diptera; Stratiomyidae.
UUGAUUGAAGUCAAUCGUGAAGGUAGUGAAGUAUCCUUUCCAAAAAAUGUUGUAUGAAGAUUUCGAGGAUGUUCGGAAGAAAAAUUUAGAGCGGAUGAAAAUAGUUCGCAGGAUAACUUUUACGUGUGGAAUAAAUAUUUCGGAACCAAGUUUUGGAAAACGUUUUUUAGUUAUACAGGCGUAUGCGGUCAUAAUUUUCUCCAUACUAUCCAUGUAUGGUAGCAUUGGAUACAUUGUGAAACACUUUUCUAGUGUUUUCAUGAUAAGCCAGAGUUUGUGUACAUGUUUACAAACACUCAUUUCAGUAAUAAAACUGUUUCUGUGGGUAUUCAUGGAGAAGCGUUUUUACAAGCUGGUGAAGGCGGCAGUUGAUUGUGAACUUUUCAAUGAAGUUAAAAUGCUCGAUAAAAAUGUGAAAUUAACAAAAAAUCUGAGAGAUAAAACUAAGGAAAUAAUUGAAGAGUGCUGGAAGAGUGCUCAGUUUCAAGUGCGAUAUUAUGUGAUCGCUUGUACGGCUGUUAUCAGUUUCUAUUUUAUAAAUGCCCUUACUGUUAACACAUAUCAUACCAUAAAGGGUCACACUAAUCAUACAAAAUUGUUUGCAUUUGCAACUUAUUAUCCUGGCUGGGAGCAAGCAAGACAGCACCUCCCCUUCUAUGCUUUCUUUACAAUAGUAGAAGGAUACGCCGAUUUCGCUGCAGGAAUGGUUGCAGCCACUUUCGACGGUUACUACGUUUACUUAACUCUUCAUGCGGUUGCAUUGUUUAAGACCUUGAAAGAGAUGAUUACAUUUUCAAGUUCGAAUAAAGUUUCAACAGAAGACAAGAUUCCAUAUAUCCGAGAAUGUGUAUAUCACUACAAUAGGUGUAUAAGGUUCUGUGAUGAAUUGAAUGAUAUGUAUGCAAUUGUAAAUCUCUCCCAAUUAAUGAUAAGCCUCGUUGUACUUGGGGUUGUAUUAUUUCAAGCAAGUGUUGGUUUGGAAAAUGACUCAAAAACUUUCAUCAGGAUGGUAUUAUACAUAUCAGCUGCGGGUUAUGAGCUAGUCAUUUAUUGCUUCGAUGGACAGAAACUUACAACAGAGACUGAAACUAUAUCAGACACGUUUUACUCUAGUAAUUGGUAUGAUGAAUCGAGAGAAUUCAAAACAAUAAUUUACAUGAUGUUAAUGAGGACCAGGAAACCCUAUUAUAUCUCAGCUUUAGGUUUCACCACAAUGUCUCUGCCGACUUUUCUGGGGAUUGCAAAAACUAGUGGUUCGUACUUUAUGCUUCUAAGGAAUGUUGCAUAAGUAUAGAAAUGGACACUCAAGAUCACACUCCACAUGGUGUGGCCAGCCAAUUAGUGGCUACUCAGUUUGUUUAUUGCACAGGUGCACUAUCUCAUUAGGAAUAUUUCGGAAUAAUUCCAAUAUGCUAAUAA